This is a messenger RNA of Exophiala aquamarina CBS 119918, 876 nucleotides long. RefSeq lists its product as uncharacterized. The transcript has 4 exons. Bases 1 to 876 code for a protein of 291 amino acids. NCBI's taxonomy places the organism in Eukaryota, Fungi, Ascomycota, Eurotiomycetes, Chaetothyriales, Herpotrichiellaceae. The record is from RefSeq and is a predicted model, not a curated record. Gene Ontology annotation, molecular function: S-adenosylmethionine-dependent methyltransferase activity.
AUGAGCGACUUCAAGCUCACGGCAUCUGCUCAGAGUGGAUUUGCCCCUGCCGCUGCCUACGAGGCUCAUCGGCCUACCUAUCCAUCAGAAGCAGUUGACCAAUUACUUCAAAGGCUAGAGAUUGCAGGUGUGGAAGGUGCAAAGGUCAUAGAUCUUGCAGCCGGCACAGGGAAAUUCACAGAGCUCCUAGCGUCAAGGCCAGAGCGUUUCAGCAUUGUAGCCAUCGAACCUCAUGACGACAUGCGUGGUGAGCUCGAACGCAAAAAUCUCCCUGGCGUGAAGGUAAUCGAUGGACACGCCGAAAAUCUUUCGGCCAUACCCGACGAAAGCGUUGCCGCUGUCGUUGCAGCACAGGCAUUUCACUGGUUUGCGAACAUGCAAGCAUUGACCGAGGUCGCACGAAUACUCCAGCCAGCGGGAGUCUUUGGUGGAAUAUGGAACAUUGACGAUUUCAACGCUCCCAUGUCAUGGGACAUCCACCCUGGUUGGGGAGCUACCAUGCGGGACGUGGUGCACACUUUCCAAGACGACACGCCCCGGUUUCGAGAAGGGAAGUGGAAGCAAGUAUUCGACGAGCAGAACCGGAGCAACCCUCUAUCGCUCCACUUUGCAAAUCCCAUCUUCGGCUUGCCUAUCGGUGAAGGCAGCGUAGAGUAUGAACACCGUCUAACAUUAGACGCUAUUUGGAGCAGACUGAAGACACUCAGUCAGAUUGUCAUACUAGAGGGAGAACAGCUAGAAAAAGUCAAGAGGACAUUCUUCGAUGCCGCCGAGGCUGAGCAAGCGGACCAGGAUGGUAGAAUUGCUGUCCAUGGUCGAGCAUACUUCUUCUGGACGAGCAGAAUUCCCGAUGAACCGCUCAAAAGUGGUGGAUGA